Molecule: messenger RNA, 2007 nt
Organism: Pieris napi
Lineage: Eukaryota; Metazoa; Arthropoda; Insecta; Lepidoptera; Pieridae
Product: phospholipase A1 member A
Exons: 7
Coding region: 133-1203 (356 amino acids)
Biological process (GO): lipid metabolic process
Molecular function (GO): lipase activity
Source: RefSeq, a predicted model, not a curated record
UAGACUUUCGCCGUCAGUUUCCUAACAGAACACGCACGUUAUACACGCGUAAGCAAUUAUCGUAACCCAUACACAGACGUAUUUUAUUUGAAGAAUUUUGGAUGGCCUUAUAGAAAUAAAUGUGAAUUAAAAAUGGUGACUAACGCUCAGUGGUUGUUGGUGAUUGGAAUAACCGCAUUGCAAUUUUCUGUAUCGAAAACACAGCGGGAGAACCUUAUAGGCGACGAACGUGAGAAGCCUCAAACCGCUCGCGAUGUCUUCAAUACAACUUCCUGUAUCCCUCCACCGUAUAGAUGUCCCCACCCGAGAAUGCAGUUUUUCUUAUAUACCAGAUCAACUCAGGAAAAAGGCGAACUGAUCAACACUCUCGAUAACGACUCGUUAAAAUAUUCUAAAUUCAAUCCUAAACAUCCGACGAAAAUUGUAGUCCAUGGAUUUGGUGGAGGCAGGAAUUUAUCACCGAGCACUGACAUGAGAAACGCAUAUUUCAAAAGAGGGAAUUAUAAUAUAUUUAUUGUUGACUACGGGACUUUGGUUAAGGAGCCUUGUCUUGGUCAGAUAGAAUGGGCUCCGCGGUUUGCAAGUCUCUGUAUUGCACAGUUAGUAGAAUAUGUGCAGUACCACCCAAGCAAAGGAAUUCCUCCGGAGAGAAUUCAUACUAUAGGAUACAGUGUUGGUGCCCAUAUUCUAGGCCUUGUAGCUAACCACAUAACAGAAGGAAAACUAGGAAGGAUUACAGGUUUAGACCCAACAAUAUUUUUCUACAUGGGAAAUAAUCGUUCGCGAGAUUUAGAUUAUACUGACGCAGAAUUUGUAGAUAUUUUUCACACUGGUGCCGGCAUUCUUGGUCAAUGGGGUCCGAAUGGACAUGCCGACUUUUAUGUCAACGGAGGGUCCAGCCAACCUGGCUGUGCUCAUGAUACUAUUUUUCAAACCUUAUCAUGUGACCAUACUAAAGUAACGCCGUACUUCAUAGAGUCAAUAAACAGCCGUACUGGUUUCUGGGCUGGACCAUGUCCCAGUCUUUUUUCCUACCUCAUAGGCUGGUGCGAGCCCAAAGACACUGAGUAUGUACUGAUGGGUGAACAUGUUACGCAUAAAGCACGCGGUGUGUACUACGUCACGACGAAUGCAAAGCCACCUUAUGCCAGAGGAUUCCCCGGCAAAGGCCGAAGAGUCAGAUCCUUAAUACCAUAUAGAUAACUGUGAUACUAAUGUUAACUUAACUUGCCUCUAACUCAGAGUUACCUUUUGUACCUACCUCAAAAUUGUUACAAAGUGUGCCUCGGUGUAAAUUUUGUAGUCUAUUGCUGCAGUGAUAAAUAACCGUUUUUAUGUUGGCAAUACUGUUUUGUCAUUAGCGCCAUCUCGUGAUAGUUCGGGAAAAAUUACAGGAGUCGCAAGCUACAACGAAAUUAAGAAGUUUCUUUAUGUAUUUAACAGAUGGCGUUGUGAUAGUUUUCAGUUUUGCUUCUAAGUUGUACGUCUUAAAAGUUUUUGGUAGCGUUGAUGAACCACAUAAAAUUAAAUCUAACAAUUUAUACAAAAAGCCAUGAAAUAAUAGUAAUUUAGUAAUUGUCUUAAUACCUAUAUGAAAAAAAAAAAAACUAUAUUUCUGUGAAUAAUUGAAAUGAUGGGUAGGAAUUAAAAAGUUCUAUUUUCUCAUUGACGAGUAUUAUUUUUUGUGGCCGAAUCGCAGAAGUGAUUGCUAUAUGAUGUAGGUCAAUCACUCAUUUAGACAUGUACUUCAGAAUAUGAUUUUGUCAAACAUUAUAAACUUAAUUUUGUCAAGCGUUUUUAAGGCACUUUUUGCCACGACUAACUAGAACCAGCUACCCACUUCUUAAGAGGGCGGCAACGCACAUGCGAGUUUUCUGGCAGUGUGUCAUGGGCGGCGGUAUCACCUAUAUAUCAGCUGAGUCACCUGCCCGUGGCCCCUUUUCUAUAAAACAGUUUACGUCGAAUUACUUCUACUAUUUAUUAAAACUAAUUCAGUAAUUUCACUCU